This is a messenger RNA of Vespa crabro (European hornet), 1417 nucleotides long. RefSeq names its product E3 ubiquitin-protein ligase RNF185-like. NCBI's taxonomy places the organism in Eukaryota, Metazoa, Arthropoda, Insecta, Hymenoptera, Vespidae. The coding region runs from base 327 to 875 and encodes 182 amino acids. Gene Ontology annotation, cellular component: endoplasmic reticulum. The transcript has 5 exons. The record is from RefSeq and is a predicted model, not a curated record. Gene Ontology annotation, biological process: ubiquitin-dependent protein catabolic process. Gene Ontology annotation, molecular function: metal ion binding; ubiquitin protein ligase activity; ubiquitin-like protein conjugating enzyme binding.
CGUAAAGUUGUCGUCAUUAGUAGUCGCACAGUCAUCGUCGUCGUAGUCGUCGUUAAAUUUUUUUAUGAAAAUUUUCGAAGAGAUUAUUUUUCUUUUUUUCUUUUUUUGGAAUUAUUACUCAUUAUGAUGGCCUAUCUAUCGUAUUGUUCUUCUUGUGACAUACCUAGAACACAUGACUUUCGAUUGACCAUCUCGAAAACAGAUUGAUACGUCCAUACAUAUGUAUGUCGGAUAGUCCGUUGUGUGAAUGACUCACAAUUAAAUAGAUACGAACGAUUGUGUUGUGUGAUCAAGACCACGUAUGUUCUAUACAUAAUUAGAACUGGAUGAGUACAAUGAAAGAACAAGCUGGGCCUUCCAGGCCUUCCGGGUCUGCUACGGAAGAAAAAGAAAAGGAUGAUAGAAUGUUUGAAUGUAAUAUUUGUCUCGAUACAGCCAAGGAUGCAGUUGUUAGCAUGUGUGGACAUUUAUUUUGUUGGCCUUGUUUACAUCAGUGGCUAGAAACGCGUCCAACACGACAAGUAUGUCCAGUUUGCAAAGCUGCUAUUAGCAAAGAGAAAGUCAUUCCAUUGUAUGGACGUGGAGCAACAAAACAUGAAGAUCCAAGAAAUAAUGUUCCACCUCGUCCGGCUGGACAAAGAUCGGAACCCGAAACCAAUUUAGGAUUUUCUGGAUUUGGAUUUGGUGAUGGUUCAUAUAUGUCUUUUGGCAUUGGAACAUUUCCAUUUGCAUUUUUCACAUCAACAUUUAAUUUUGGAGAGACCCGACCAAGUGCUGCUCCACGAGGCACUCCACAAUAUGAAGAAGAGCAUUUCUUAUCUAAGAUAUUUCUAUGGUUAUCAAUGAUAUUCAUUUGCUGGCUGUUAAUGGCAUAACACUUUUUUAAGUCCCGUUGUAUGUCUCGUAAUUUUUAAUAUUAUUCGGUCAGUCCAUUAUACGUGUGCUCAUACAUAAUUUUCCCCUAUUUGUAAUAAUCUUUGUUAAUCGUAUUAUAACUAUACCCCUGCUUGGAUAAAUAAAUAUAUAAAUAGCUACUUUAUUAUCUUUUCAUUUUUUUUUGUUUCUUUCUUUUUUUUUUUUUUUUUUUUGUUUUUAUACUUGAUGACACACGUUGCUCAAAAUUUUUUUUUUUUUUUUUCAAAUUAUCCAAGCUUGACUCUACUAUUUUGUCUACUAUUUUAAUUGUUUUGAAAGUUUAUUAUAUACAUGUGUAUAUGUAAUUAUUACUAAUUUGCAAAAUAUUAUUUGACGUUAUCUAUUAUAGAAAGUAUUCUGAGUGUGCUUUUGGCAUCGACAUGUGGUAUAUGCGCGUUUAACAUUAAAUAAAUUCUGUUGCAUUAAAUGCAACAUAGACAAAAGUACUAUCAUAGUAGUACAUUCCGAGUACAUGCCUUUCUUAUCUUUUUUUUUUUUUUUU